Messenger RNA from Sesamum indicum (sesame), 1327 nucleotides. RefSeq names its product protein SRC2 homolog. Lineage: Eukaryota; Viridiplantae; Streptophyta; Magnoliopsida; Lamiales; Pedaliaceae. The record is from RefSeq and is a predicted model, not a curated record. Gene Ontology annotation, biological process: defense response.
UACAUUUGCCUUGCAAUUUCCGCUCUCUCCCCCCAACUCUUCCUCUUCUCUCUCUAUAACUCCGGGGAGACACACACACACACACUUGUAUACAUACACCCACGCGAAUCAAUCUGUUCUGUCGCUUCUUUUUCUUCGAUUUUAGAUCGAAAUAAUGGAGUAUCGUACGUUGGAUAUCACACUUCAGUAUGCCAAGGAUCUGAACAAAGUCAACUUCAUCACCAAGAUGGAUGUUUAUGCCGUCGUCUCCAUCUCCGGUGGGGAUAAGAACUCGAAGCAGAAGACCAAGACGCCGGUGGAUCACGAUGGAGACGAUAACCCCACCUGGAAUUUCCCUAUGAAAUUCACGGUGGAUGAGGCCGCGCUGCAGAUGAACCGCCUUACCCUCGAUUUCAAGCUUAUCUGCGAGCGGGCUCUCGGAGAUAAAGACGUCGGGGAGGUUCACGUGCCCAUUAAGGAACUUCUUGAUUCUCCGGCGAAGCCCGGGGCCGACGGUAAGCAGUUCGUGAGUUACCAAGUCAGAAAACCUAGCGGAAAACCCAAAGGCCAGCUCAGUUUUUCGUAUCAAUUCAGCGAGAAAACCGUGGGCGCAUCAGCAGCUCCUCCCCACGCGUCGGCGAUUCCGUUGGCGCCACCGUCAGGGAAGGCUGAUACGGAAGCCGUCACGGCGUACCCGGCUGGACCCAGUUUAGCCUAUCCACCUCCCGGAGCCUACCCGCCUCUGGCCCCAUACCCUGCAGGGGAGGGCGGUGCACAUUAUCCACCUCCAGCGCCGUACCCUGCGGCGGAGGGAAGUGGACAUUAUCCACCGCCAGCGCCGUACACGAAGGCGGAGGGAAGUGGACAUUAUCCACCACCAGGAGGAUACCCACCAGCCGGGGGUACGUAUCCUCCUCCACCACCAGGGGGAUACGGGUACCCGCCUCCUCCUCCGGGGUACGGGUACCCGCCGCCGCCUCCACCAGGGUACGGAUAUCCACCGCAGCCGGGUUAUGGUUACCCACCGCAACCACCUGUGCAGCAAGCGGCAAAGAAGAACAAGUUUGGGAUGGGAUUAGGGGCUGGGCUGCUUGGAGGUGCCAUUGGUGGACUACUGGUUGGAGAUAUGAUUUCAGAUGCUGCCGAUUUCGACGGUGGAUUUGACUUUUGAGCUUUUCUUUCUUGUUCCUUUCUUUAUUUUCAAGUGUUUUUUUAUUUUUGUUUAAUUUAAUGAAACAAUGUUCUUGGAGGUGGAUAAAUGAUUGAUUCAGUCUUACAUAUAGAUCUGUAUCUUCAACUCUUGUAAAUUUAUUCUUGGUUGGAAUAUUCUCCAUGAUAUUAUUGUAAA